Messenger RNA from Aspergillus ruber CBS 135680, 511 nucleotides. RefSeq lists its product as uncharacterized. Bases 142 to 408 code for a protein of 88 amino acids. The transcript has 2 exons. Lineage: Eukaryota; Fungi; Ascomycota; Eurotiomycetes; Eurotiales; Aspergillaceae. The record is from RefSeq and is a predicted model, not a curated record.
UACUCCGUACUCCCAUACCCCUAUAUACUCCGUACACGGCGUUGUAAAAUCGGUUUGUCUACACAAUACAGGGGUACAUCAUGAGGCGUAUUAAUACACGAAAGUAAGCAGUAGUCUCACUUACACACACAAAUUACAAGUAUGUACGGAGUACAGAGUAGUAUAAUUGGUAUUCCGUGCUCUUAUCUUUUAGCCUUAGUCAUAAGGCAUAAACUCCGGAAAAAAAAAAAAAAAAAGAAACGGUCGCAUUCUUCACCUCAGUGCAAUAGAUGUACUGGAGUACUCUGUACAUAUUAUGGCCAUUUGAUGUUCGUGUGGUCUUCAUUAAAUACCUGGGAGUACUUGUAUUCUGAUAUAAGGAAAAAUCGAUCUGAUUUUCAUCAAUAUAUACUUCACUUUCUAACUUGAUUUUUUUUAUUUUCUUUUUUAUAUAUAACUAUAGAGUGCGUCAAGCACGAAGGAAGAGAGUUUUCUGAGCAAAUCUUCGUUGUUGCCGAAUGACGACACAUUA